Molecule: messenger RNA, 1914 nt
Organism: Penicillium griseofulvum
Lineage: Eukaryota; Fungi; Ascomycota; Eurotiomycetes; Eurotiales; Aspergillaceae
Product: DnaJ and TPR domain protein
Exons: 3
Coding region: 1-1914 (637 amino acids)
Molecular function (GO): protein binding
Source: RefSeq, a predicted model, not a curated record
AUGGUCCAACUCGCCCACAUCUUCAAAAAGGACAAGGAUAAGGAGAAGACUGAGAAGAACAAAGAUAUACGUUCUCGACCUUCCUACUCCGCUUCGACAUCGCCAUCUCCGUCACCCUCCAAAUCCCCGACUAAGUCUAAAUCUCCCUCCAAAUCCUCCUCCCCCACCAAAUCUACCAAACCCUCAAAAUCUUCCAAACAAUCCUAUUUCUCCCAUAGUCGGUCAUCCUCCAAUUCCGGACCGACCGCCAAUUUCAAGUUUGCCCGGUCAUCGCGUGACCAGGACGUACACCCACUCAAUCUUCCACCCGACGAGCUACGUCGUCGAUUGUCCGCUAUGGCAGCAUCCAGCGAAGAGCAGCGGAGCUCAAUGGAUAUUGAUCCCCAGGAACCUCAGAACAAUGGCGUGAAUGGUACUGAGGAGCGCAGUCCGACCCCGCCACCACACCUGCCAAAUUCAGCUUCUGCGGAUGAGGCCGACUCCUUCAAGCUCGCCGGAAACAAGUUCUUCAAGGAUGGAAACUACCGACGAGCUAUCGAGGAAUACACCAAGGCCAUCGAGAUCAAUCCUAACUCAUCGGCCUAUCUCUCCAACCGAGCGGCCGCCUAUAUGUCCGCUAAACAGUUCCCGAAUGCGCUUGAGGAUGUUCAGCGCUCCAAUGAGCUCGAUCCUAAUAACCCAAAGAUCAUGCACCGAUGGGCUAAGAUUCUGACGAGUUUGGGUCGACCUGCAGAGGCCCUAGAGGUGCUGUCACGGAUCCAGCCACCAGUGGCCGCCACCGACCGGGCAGCUGCAGAGAAGAUGCUGCGCUUCGUUACGCAAGCAGAAGAGACAAUAGCAGAAGACCGCGGUGUCUCGAUGGUUAUCUAUUGUCUGGACCAGGCACGCCAAGGGCUUGGACAAGGUGUUAAGGAGCCUCGCAAGUGGACCCUUUUGGCCGCAGAGGCCCACCUGAGACUGAACAACGUCAACUCGCUAGGCAAGGCCCAGGACAUUGCAAUUUCCUUGCUGCGCGAAAACAGUCAGGACCCGGAUGCGAUGAUGAUCCGUGCCCGCGCCUUCUAUGCCCUCGGUGAGACUGAGCAGGCGCAGAAGCUUCUUAAGCUUUGCCUUGGGCUGGACCCAGACAUGAAGCAGGCCAUCAAACUGCUGCGCAUCGUACAGAAGCUGGCUCGCACAAAGGAGGAAGGAAACAACGCCUUCAAGGCCAAGGAUUAUCGCGGUGCGAUCGAUCUUUGGUCUCAGGCUCUCGAGGUUGACCCCUCCAACAAGGAUAUGAAUGCUAAGAUUCUGGGUAACCGUGCUCAGGCUUACAUCAACCUGAAGGAGUAUGACUCUGCCAUUCAGGACUGUACCGAGGCUCUCCGUCUCGAUCCUGGGUAUAUCAAGGCUAUGAAGUGCCGUGCCAAGGCCUACGGCAAGGCCGGUAACUGGGAGGAGGCUAUUCGUGAGUAUAAGAGCGUUGCCGAGAACAGCCCCGGCGAGCCCGGCAUUGCGGAGGAGAUCCGCGAAGCUGAAUUCGAGCUGAAGAAGUCCCAGCGCAAGGACUACUAUAAGAUUUUGGGAGUCGACAAGGAUGCCAGCGAUACGGAAAUCAAGAAGGCCUACCGCAAGCUGGCUAUUCAAUACCAUCCUGAUAAGAACCGCGACGGUGCAGCCGGCGAUGAGAAGUUCAAGGAAAUUGGCGAAGCCUAUGAGAACUUGAUUGAUCCUCAGAAACGUGCUGCUUUCGAUAACGGAGACGAUCUAAGGGACCCAGCUGAUAUGUUCGGCGGUGGCGGUUUCGGCGGUGGUGGUUUCCACGGUGGUUUCCCCGGCGGCAUGCCAUUCCAGUUCGAAAACAUGAUGAACGGCGGCGCCAGGGGCAACCCCUUCGGUGCUCAGUUCCAAGGCGGCGCCAACUUUCAGUUUUAG